Molecule: messenger RNA, 402 nt
Organism: Solanum tuberosum (potato)
Lineage: Eukaryota; Viridiplantae; Streptophyta; Magnoliopsida; Solanales; Solanaceae
Product: beta-amylase-like
Exons: 3
Coding region: 1-402 (133 amino acids)
Biological process (GO): polysaccharide catabolic process
Molecular function (GO): beta-amylase activity
Source: RefSeq, a predicted model, not a curated record
AUGUUAUCGAGGCACUAUGGUACCUUCCAUUUCACUUGCCUUGAGAUGAGGAAUUCAGAACAUCCAGCUUAUGCUAAGUCUGGCCCUCAAGAGCUAGUUCAACAGGUUUUGAGUGUUGGCUGGAAAGAGAACAUUGAUGUAGCAGGUGAGAAUGCACUUGCAAGAUAUGACGGCUAUGCCUACAACCAAAUCCUUCUCAACGCUAGACCAAAUGGUAUCAACAAAAAUGGUCCACCAAAACUAAAAAUGGCUGGGCUGACUUACCUUCGAUUAUCUGAAAAACUCCUUCAAAGUAGGAACUUCAGAACCUUCAAAACAUUUGUCAAGAAAAUGCAUGCUGAUCUGGAUUACUGUCCUGAAUACGAAAAACCAGCUCCCCUGGGCAGAUCAAAAAGGGCAUAA